AUGAUGUCGCAGCAGCCGGAAGCUCCGACAACUGCACGUGUUAUUGUGGUUCAACCGGUGCGGGGACCACGACAGGCCACGGAUCCAGCCGAUCUGGCUCCACGUGUGGCAGUCCCAGACGAACCGCAACCGCAACCAGUUGUUGAAGCGGACCCCGCUUCCCUGCCCAACUAUUAUGGACCCAAUUCGGUGCGGGGCAAUGCGACGCGUACUGUUAUGCCGAAACACGUGAACUUGAAGGUUCCGCACUUGGCAUUCUGCCCCUAUUGUCAGGUGAGUUUUCUUGUUUUACGAAUUGUGUGCACUGUUCACUUGAAUCGAUGUAUCUCAGCUGCGUGUGGAGGUAUCAAAAAGUUGUCAACUGUCGCAUUGUUCGCCAAGAAAUUUUGCACAUUUUUCCAGUUGACAAUUUUUUGAUAGCUACAAAGACAACUGAGAUACAUCGCAUUGAAUUCCAGAAAACCGUCACCACUUACGUGGUUCGGUACGCCGGCUGCUGGACCUGGACCCUCUGCUUUCUGGGACUGUUCGGCUUGUUCCCGCUGCUCUUAGUCUUCUGGAUGGACUUUUUCAAAGAUUUUCACCACAAUUGUCCGGAUUGCAAACGAAGGAUCGCCUACUCUGUUCGUUGA
Messenger RNA from Caenorhabditis sp. 36 PRJEB53466, 632 nucleotides. NCBI's taxonomy places the organism in Eukaryota, Metazoa, Nematoda, Chromadorea, Rhabditida, Rhabditidae. The record is from the annotation of a GenBank genome assembly.